UUUACCGAAGCGACUGACUCUCGAGUCCAUUUCCUCAGACCCCACACUCCAAAAUCUAGACCAUGUGCAUCCUCCAUUAGUGCUCCUAAACCAUUUUCUCUUUAUGACCCCCUCGUCAUUCAUAUUCUUAUCGCCGUCGAUGCCCAUCUCCGACCCAAGGCAUAUUUAUAUCCAUCGGUAAAGAGAGGAAAGGAUUUGAUUUUGUCUCCCUUCCCCACCUGAAAUCCUGCUGCUUAUCAGACCAUCUAAAAUGGAGUUUGCCAGUUUUGAACUGUUGUGUUGAAUGCUGCAGAAGAGACUGCAAGCAAGAGGCUGCAAAUUUAGCUCUUGUUGUUUGAUGGUGAUAAUGUGAUAUCCUAACUAAAAUCAACAUUAGGUGGUGGCAGAGAUCAUGGUUCCACAGCGCCACCACAACAGCAACGAUGGCGUUUCUCAAAGGGUCAACAGCCCGCGGUUCUCGGGACCUAUAACUCGUCGUGCACACUCCUUCAAGCGUAACAACAACAGCACUGACACUCAUGGUAGCACUAAUUCAAACAUUCUCAACAAUAAUGGGCUUAGUAGCCACCAUGAGAUUGAUCUUCCUGUGAACUCACCCAGAUCAGAAGCUUUCAGAAGCACGGUUCAAGUGGAUGGCUUUGAAUCUGCUUUGGAACGGAAGACAGCUCCACAUAUUAGCCAGAGAAUCCAUGGGGGUGUUGCUGCUAAAAGUUUGUUAAAUCCUGGUUUUGUUUCUCUGGACUUCAGGCUAAGGGAAAAAAGGAAAUUGGGGCAUUUGAUGUUCAUGAUGUUCUGUGGUCUCUGCUUGUUUCUGGGUAUCCUGAAGAUCUGCAUGAAUGGUUGGUUUGGAUCUGUCAUUGAGACCAAGGAAUCACAACAGGAUACACCUGACUCUAUCACUAGUCAAAAUCAAGUGGAUCAAAAUUCUCAUAAUCUUAGACACAGGGAAGGGGAGACUAGUUUUGAGCGAACUCUGAUGAUGGAAUCAGGUGUAGUUGGUAGUCAAAAUGGCAUGCAGCAUUCAGAAAUUUGGAUGAAACCUGACAGCAAGAAUUUUGCUCCUUGUAUUGAUGAGGGAAGGCACCAAAAAAAGCUUGAUGCAAAGAUAAACGGAUACAUUCUUGUAAAUGCGAACGGUGGCUUGAAUCAGAUGAGAUUUGGGAUCUGUGAUAUGGUUGUCAUUGCAAAGGUUAUGAAAGCCGCACUCGCCCUUCCUUCGCUUGAUCAUAAAUCCUACUGGGCAGAUGAAAGUGGCUUUAAAGAUCUCUUCAAUUGGCAACACUUUCUCGAGACUCUGGAGGAUGAUGUUCAUAUAGUAGAGACACUACCACCUGCCUAUGCCGAAUUAGUGCCUUUCAACAAAACACCAAUUUCUUGGUCCAAGACUGGUUACUAUAAAGCAGAGGUCCUCCCACUGCUGAAGCAGCACAAGGUGAUGUAUUUUACACACACGGAUUCCCGGUUGGCUAACAAUGGUCUCUCAAGUUCUAUACAGAAGUUGAGAUGUCGUGUCAAUUUCCAAGCAUUAAAAUAUUCAGCUCCAAUUGAAGAACUGGGGAACGCCUUGGUCUCUAGAAUGCGACAGAAUGGAAGCCUUUACAUUGCUCUUCAUUUGCGGUAUGAGAAGGAUAUGCUUGCAUUUACAGGCUGCAGUCAUAACUUGACAACAGCGGAAGAUGAUGAGCUGGUUAGAAUGCGUUAUGAAGUUGCCCAUUGGAAAGAGAAGGAAAUUAACGGGACAGAGAGAAGGUUGCUUGGUGGCUGUCCGCUGACCCCAAGGGAGACUUCUCUUUUGCUCAGAGGGUUGGGUUUUCCAUCCAGCACCAGAAUAUACUUGGUAGCUGGUGAGGCUUAUGGAAAUGGAAGUAUGCAAUAUCUUAAGGAUGAGUUCCCCAAUAUAUAUUCCCAUUCUACACUCACCACAGAAGAAGAGUUGAAUCCUUUCAAGAAUCACCAGAACAUGUUGGCUGGCAUCGACUACGUUGUUGCCCUUCAAAGUGAUGUUUUCCUUUAUACGUACGAUGGAAAUAUGGCAAAGGCAAUUCAAGGUCACAGGCGUUUUGAGGGCUUCAAGAAGACCAUAAGUCCAGACAAGGCAAAUUUCGUUAAACUUAUUGAUGAACUUGAUGAAGGAAAGAUAUCAUGGAAAAAAUUCAGUUUGGAAGUGAAAGCACUUCAUAAAAAUCGGGCAGGGGCUCCAUAUCUUAGAGAAGCUGGAGAAAUCCCAAAGUUGGAGGAGAGUUUUUAUGCAAAUCCCCUUCCAGGAUGCAUUUGUGAUAAAACCAAAGAAAAGUAGGGGUCAAAGAAUUGACUUAUAUUCUCUUGAGCUUCUUCGGCUGCACAAGAAGAGGUUUAAAAGGUUUUAUCAUAUAUUUGGGCAUGUCCCUGCCAACAUUGACGAUCGUGAACGUUCAAAUUCAAGAAAGCUCACUGGUUAGAGAAUAUUUCAUAUACGUGGAGAGGCCCUCCAUCAGUCUGAUUGAAUUGAAUUUGUUGUUGUAAUGAUUGUUGAUUAUACCAUAGAAACCCAACCAAUUUUACCAUGUAACCAACCUACUCCCCAAGGGGGCAAUACAGAUACUGAAUCAACUGCAUUAUAAUUCACAAAUACAAAACUAUGAUACCAUAUUCUCAAUAAACUUCCGUUUUGCUUCCA
Benincasa hispida (wax gourd) is the source of this 2656-nucleotide messenger RNA. Its product is annotated as O-fucosyltransferase family protein. The record is from RefSeq and is a predicted model, not a curated record. Gene Ontology annotation, cellular component: Golgi apparatus; chloroplast; cytoplasm. NCBI's taxonomy places the organism in Eukaryota, Viridiplantae, Streptophyta, Magnoliopsida, Cucurbitales, Cucurbitaceae.